Messenger RNA from Elgaria multicarinata webbii, 2579 nucleotides. It is a transcript of the gene KLHL26, whose product is annotated as kelch like family member 26. Gene Ontology annotation, molecular function: protein binding. The transcript has 3 exons. NCBI's taxonomy places the organism in Eukaryota, Metazoa, Chordata, Lepidosauria, Squamata, Anguidae. The record is from RefSeq and is a predicted model, not a curated record. The coding region runs from base 20 to 1783 and encodes 587 amino acids.
CAGCAGCAGCAGCAGCAGCAUGGCAGACAAGAACAGCACCUUGAAAUGCACGUUCUCUGCUCCGGGUCACAGCACUACCCUCCUGCACGGCCUGGCCUCUCUCCGGGCCCAGGCUCAAUUGCUCGACGUCAUCCUCACCAUCAACAAUGAGGUGUUUCAGGUCCACAAGGUGGUUUUGGCUGCCUGCAGCGAUUACUUCAGGGCCAUGUUCACUGGCGGCAUGAGGGAAGCCAGCCAAGACGUGAUCGAGUUGAAAGGGGUCUCCGCCAAGGGCUUGAAGCACAUCAUCGAGUUUGCGUACAGCGCCGAAGUGACCCUGGACCUGGACUGCAUCCAGGAUGUGCUGGGGGCAGCGGUCUUCCUGCAGAUGGUGCCGGUGGUGGAGCUGUGCGAAGAGUUCCUGAAGUCCGCCAUGAGCGUGGAGACAUGCCUGAACAUCGGGCAGAUGGCCACCACCUUCAGCCUGGCCUCCUUGAAGGAGUCGGUGGACGCCUUCACCUUCCGGCAUUUCCUGCAGAUCUCCGAAGAGGAGGACUUCCUCCACUUGCCGCUGGAGCGUCUCGUCUUCUUCCUGCAGAGCAACAAGCUGAAGAGCUGCCGUGAGAUCGAGCUCUUCCGGGCCGCUGUCCGCUGGCUGCAGCACGACCCGGGCCGCCGCGCCGGCGCCAGCCAGGUCCUCUGCCACAUCCGCUUCCCGCUCAUGAAGUCCUCCGAGCUGGUGGACCACGUCCAGACCUUGGACAUCAUGGUGGAAGACGUCCUGUGCCGCCAGUACCUCUUGGAGGCCUUCAACUACCAGAUCCUGCCGUUCCGCCAGCACGAGAUGCAGUCGCCCCGCACCGCCGUCCGCUCGGACGUCCUCUCCCUCGUCACGUUCGGCGGCACCCCCUACACGGACAACGACCGGACGGUGAGCGCCAAGGCCUACUACCUGCCGGACGGCGGCGCCCGCCAGUUCAAGGAGCUGACGGAGAUGGAGGUGGGCAGCAGCCACACCUGCGUGGCUGCCCUGGACAACUUCAUCUACGUGGUCGGGGGGCAGCAGCUGCAGUACCGCAGCGGCGAAGGGGCGGUCGACCUCUGCUACCGCUACGACCCCCACCUGAACCAGUGGCUGCGUGUUCGAGCCAUGCAGGAAAGCAGGAUUCAGUUCCAGCUGAACGUGGUGCACGGCACGGUCUACGCCACGGGGGGCAGGAACCGCUCGGGCAGCCUGGCGUCGGUGGAGAAGUACUGCCCCAAAGGCAACGAGUGGAGCUACGUGGGCUCGCUCAAGCGCAGGACGUGGGGCCACGCCGGGGCCACGGCGGGGGGCCGGCUGUACAUCUCGGGGGGGUACGGGAUCUCGGUGGAGGACAAAAAGGCGCUGCAUUGCUACGACCCCGCCACGGACCAGUGGGAGUUCAAAGCCCCCAUGAACGAGCCCCGGGUCCUGCACGCCAUGGUCAGCGCCGGCGGCCGGAUUUACGCCCUCGGCGGCCGCAUGGACCACGUGGACCGCUGCUUUGACGUCCUAGCGGUGGAGUACUACGUCCCCGAGUCCAACCAGUGGACGACGGUCAGCCCCAUGCGAGCGGGGCAGUCCGAGGCUGGCUGUUGCUUGCUGGAGAAGAAGAUCUACAUCGUGGGGGGUUACAAUUGGCACCUGAACAACGUCACCAGCAUCGUGCAGGUGUACAACACCGAGACGGACGAAUGGGAGAGGGACCUUCACUUCCCGGAGUCUUUCGCCGGCAUCGCUUGCGUGCCGGUCAUUCUGCCACAGACCACGGCCCGGAGGUGACCACGGCCCGGUCCUCCGGAGCCUCACGGGACACCGAGGGGCACGUUUGCGUUUUGUGAAAUAAAGUUGUACGCCCGCAGCAGGCGAGCGAGGGCUUCCGCCUACGCGAGGUCGUCUUUGGGUCCCGGAAGGGUGUUCCGUCCGUGGCGGGGUCGGAGAACGUCGUAAGGAGGACUGAUCCGAGGAUGGAAGCCUUGCGGGACGGGGUGGGGUGGGCCUCUCUGUUCUUUCUCUUCCCUAACAGUCCCCUUGUCUUGCAGAUGUUCAAACAAGCUCACUUUCCCCCCCAUUUAUAAACUGUUAGAAGGUUUAACUGCACCCCAAAGCCUCGUUACGUGUCUGGACACUUAAGAAACCAAAACGAAACCCAGGAAAGAAAAGUCUUAAGUGCGUCAUGAACUUUCCAAAAGCGAUCCGAAGGAUGAGGCGGGGCGGAGGGGACUCCGUGGAGAUUCACAGCGCGUGAUCUCCUCUGAGCGUGGGUCCACUUCUUUUCUGAAAAGCACACUUUAAACCCUGUUACGACACACACAUGUUUUUGUUCUGUUCGAGCGUUUUUGUCUCGGGAGCACUGUGAGCGCUUCUCCUUGUCCCUUUCUUUCCAGGAAAUCCCAUGAUGCCCUGGAGUCUGAACCGGAGAGCAAAGCAGAACUCACUGGCUCAGUUCAGACAACAGUGUGAAAACUCCACUCAGCGGUUGAGUUCCUAGGGAGGACGCCCCACACACCAUGUUCGUAACUCUGCCGUUGGGUGACUGUGGGCUACCGUGGAGUUGAAUAAAAUCCAUUGAUUGACA